Molecule: messenger RNA, 1496 nt
Organism: Labeo rohita (rohu)
Lineage: Eukaryota; Metazoa; Chordata; Actinopteri; Cypriniformes; Cyprinidae
Product: zinc finger protein 239-like
Exons: 4
Coding region: 405-1136 (243 amino acids)
Biological process (GO): regulation of transcription by RNA polymerase II
Molecular function (GO): DNA-binding transcription factor activity, RNA polymerase II-specific; RNA polymerase II cis-regulatory region sequence-specific DNA binding
Source: RefSeq, a predicted model, not a curated record
GGGAUUUCCCAUCAGCCUACAAGUGAAGACGAGCAUCAGAAAGAAGAAUCUGCACAGACAGUGUUUAUUGAAGGACAGUGAGAACAUGAGAGAUCCAGAACCCUGCAGAAUGAAACACACUGAAGAACAAACAGUUGAUUUCGACUCGCGGCAAUGACGUCAUCACUCGCGCGCUCACAACAGCCAGCGUCGAGUCUGCUGAAGUGAGAUCAGCUCCUCCUGCUGCACAAUCAUGAUACAACAAUCACAUCUUCAGUGAAGCUCCUCCCACUGCAGUUCAGCAAUAAAUGCUGGAAUAUUCCCAUCAGUCUACAAGUGAAGACGAGCACCAAAGCAUCAGGAAGAAGUGAAAUCUGGACAGACAGAGUUUAUUGAAGGACAUAAGAGAUCCAGAAACCUGCAUAAUGAAAAACACUGAAGAACAAACGGAGUUGAUUGAAGAAAACAGAGAGAAUGCAGAGGAGGAGAAACAUCACGUCAAAACUGGAGAAAAACUUCUGAGUUGCUCACAAACCGCACAGAAAGAUUUAAAGAAAAGAAGAGAUGAGAAAUCUGUCACCUGCACUCAGUGUGGAAAGAGUUUGAGAAGCAAGUAUAGUCUUGAGACUCACAUGAGAGUUCACACUGGAGAGAAACCAUUCAUGUGCGAUCAGUGCGGGAACAGUUUCACAACAUCAUCAAACCUUAGGAAACACAUGAACAUCCACACUGGAGAGAAAUUGCACAAAUGUGAUCAAUGUGGAAAAACAUUUCUGUGGGCUUCAAGCCUGACUAAUCACCUGGAAGUUCAUAUAAAGGAGAAACCACAUUCAUGUUCUGUAUGUGGAAAGAGUUUUUCACAACUGAAAUUUUUGAAAGGACAUCAGAAGAUACACACUGGUGUGAGAAAUUAUAUGUGCUUUAAGUGUGAGAAGACUUUUAUAACAGGUGAACUACUGAAGCAGCAUCAGAGAAUUCACACUGGAGAGAAACCUUACAAGUGUUCACGCUGCGACAAGAGAUUCACUCAGUUAGGACAUCUGAAAAGACAUGAGAGGAUCCACACUGGAGAGAAACCAUAUCACUGCACUGCAUGUGGGAAGAGUUUUACUCAAUCAUCUUCUCUACACAAGCAUACAAAAAACUAUCACAAUUAGUAGAUCAUCUUCGGAUCCAGCACUUUCAGGUCUGAUGCUGCGUCCUCACCAAACGUGACACAACAAUUCAUCAAGCAAUAAAAUCUCUGCUUUAUAAAUCUGUUCUAACAAAGAAACAUCAUCUAAGGUCCCAGUCAAUACAGUUCAUCUUCUUUUUUUGCAUCUGCAAAACGUUCUUGUUGGAAGCUGAAGAAGAUAGACCUUGUACCUUGUUCUUCAUUGUUGUAUUUGAAUCAAGUAGUUAUUCUUCCGUUUAUGAUGUUUAUGAUGAUGAUGGAAUGGGUAUCAGAACCUGGUAGAAUCUGUUUGGGUACUAGAGAAAUUAUGUAAAUACCCUUUGUUUAAUAAAACCACAGUUUA